Molecule: messenger RNA, 4160 nt
Organism: Pleuronectes platessa (European plaice)
Lineage: Eukaryota; Metazoa; Chordata; Actinopteri; Pleuronectiformes; Pleuronectidae
Gene: ippk
Product: inositol 1,3,4,5,6-pentakisphosphate 2-kinase
Biological process (GO): inositol phosphate biosynthetic process
Cellular component (GO): nucleus
Molecular function (GO): inositol-1,3,4,5,6-pentakisphosphate 2-kinase activity; ATP binding
Source: RefSeq, a predicted model, not a curated record
AUAGGCCGCGUUGAGUUCCGGGGCCGGGCAGUAGCAGCAGCGGUACUCGGAGCUUCAGUACUUCCAGUACUUCAGUAGUACUGCUGCUAGUACCGGUGGAAGUACUUGUACCUGCCGUGUAACCGUCGGGCCUGUCGCCGUCAUGGAGCUGGACAAAAUGGACGAGAACGAGUGGAAGUAUCACGGGGAAGGAAACAAGAGCCUGGUGGUGUCCCACGUCCAGCUUCCCAGAGUUCUACGUCUGCUCAAGUAUCCGGCUGAGGACUGUGAAAACCCACCACAGACACCUGAGCAGGCCUUCAGGCAGAUCCAGAACGUUGUUGACUUCAGCUCCAACGUGAUGAGCAGCCUCCUGGGAGAGAAGUUCAUCCACAGCGGGGAAGUGGUCAAACUGCCGCUGGAGUUCGUACGACAGCUGUCAAUCAGAGCUCAGCAUCAAAGACCAGCGAUGCGCUGUGAUAAGGUGAUGGACAUCUACAGCGGCUGUGCUCUCUGUCUGCCCAACCUGACGUCUCCAACUCUGCACCAGCCAACACACUCUCUUCCCCUCUGCAUCGAGAUCAAGCCUAAGUGUGGCUUCCUGCCGUCCUCCAAACAUGUCAGCAAAGACAUCAAGACUAAAGUGUGUCGCUUCUGCAUGCACCAACACGACAAGGUGGCCAGAGGGAAGUGGAAGAGACGCAGUCUUUACUGUCCUCUAGACCUGUUCUCAGGGAACAGACAGAGAAUGCAGUUUGCCAUCAGACAACUCAUAGAAGAACCUCAGAACAACUUCAAGAUCUUCAAGGGCGGUCAGUGCAUUUAUAGCAGUAAAGAAGGAAGUGACGACUCGUUGGACCUGAACUCUUUGCUGCAUCAGCUCAGACCGUACUUCACGUACGGGAACAACAGAAUCAGUCACGUGACCGGGAAGGCUGUUCUCAACGACUUCAUCCAGGUCCUGGUGAACGCCCUGCUGAGUGGUGGUGGAGGAGGAGGGCACGGCGGGGGGGUGGCGGACAGAUGUGGAGAGGGGCGGAGCUUCUGUGAAGCCAGUCUUUUCAACAAGGAGAGGAUUCGUCACGGCUCUCAAGAUUUAAACAGCAACAGUGUCCUGUCCAGGAUCCUUCAGACUCAGAUGUUGGACACGCUGAACAUCGAAGGUCUUCAUCCUCUGUAUCGCAGAGUGGAGCAACAUCUGCAGGACUUCCCCAAGGAGAGAUCUCGUCUUCAGGUGGACGGGCCGUACAACGAGGCCUUCCUGGAAACGCUGCAGAAAUGUCCGGCUGAGGACGACGGCUCCGUGGAGUACGCCGCUGCCAAGGUUCAUCAGUACCGCGUUGCCAUGACAGCCAAGGACUGCUCCAUCAUGGUGGCCUUGGUGCCGAGCGCUGAGGAGGAAGAGGAGGAUGACGAUGAAGGUCUGUCCAGUCAGAGGUGGCUCCGAGACUUCCAUUCGACCAGACCUCCCGCCUUCUCCUACUCCGUCUCCAUUCUGGAUCUGGAUCCGAAGCCGUUCGACUCCAUCCCCUGCCAGCUGCGCCUGGACCAGAGGAUCGUGUCCUGCUACCUGAGGACCGGGGGGGCGCUGCCCAAGGCCUCUCUGCAGCCGCUGCCGGACAUCUACGCGGCUGCAGAGAGGGACGACUGCACGCUGCUCUUCCACCCGGUGUGACGGCCACCAAGGAGCCAGGCGACACUACAGGAGACACAAAUGUCUGAUGCCACACUGAUGCCUCGAACAGAGACGCCAUGUUGAUUCCAGAGGUGGAGAAGAGUUAAGGAGCAGGGCUGUUUAUUCACUGCAGCACUUCCUCCUCCUCCUCCUCCUCACUCAGACCCUGUUGACAGGUAUCACCCUCUGGUUCCUGCUGCUUCUGCUCAGCAACAAAAUAAAUCUAAACCAAGUUGCAGAUAAAUCACCGGAAAACGAAAAGCAGAUGCAUUUAGUUUCCAAAGCCUUUUGUGAUGUUGUGGCAGUUUGACAUUUGACUCCUGUGCCGAGGUGAAUCCAUUCGGUCACAACUCACAUCGACUGGAAACCUCGCACGGAGCACGGGUCUCUAUCGCUGACAGAAGUGGAGAUUAAAGGACAGGUUCACACUCUAGUCUUUAAAACAAUAAUCAGGCGUCCAUAUUGAAAUAGCAACUGGUUUUCUUGCUGUAAUUAAUUCCACUCGUCCUUUAGAGAUCUUCUCCUUUCUGCACUUUCAAUGUACAUAAGUGAUGAGGAGCAGAAUCGCCUGCAGAGGACCGGGGAUGUUUAUGAAUGUUUUUAAGGGAAACCAAAGAAGUGAGAGAGAAGGAGAGAGAGCCAGAGAGUUUAUGUUGUUAUGAGAAGUGUGAAAAGUUUAUUGGAUCAUUAUGAAACUGAGGGGGGAGAAAUUAGACAUAGUUAGCGGCUGCUGUCAAAGAUAUCAGUGGGAAACACUGGUUUGAUACUUUGGUUAUAGAAUCAAAUGAGGGUUAGGACAGAUAGAUGGAUACUUUAUUAACACCGUGGGAAAUUCAGACAGAUAUCAAAUGGCUUUAGUUCUGGAUGCAUUGAUUUCUUUUCGGUUAGUUUUCCACCAGUUGUGUUCUGGAAGUGUUUCCUUGUUGAGCUGUGGUGGAGCGGUUGUAACACAGAGAGGGACUUUUAUACUGAAAAGGGAGAAACCUCAAUAUGUGUGGUUUGUUUUGACACAAACUGCCGAGGCCUCAACAGUCUGUGGUAUUUGACGCACAUCGGGAUCAGAUCUCUAAACCGACAAUAUGAAUGGGAUGAUUACAGCCGAGGAAACCGUGGCUUCACUUUCACACGGACGCCCGAGUAGAAGGAACCUGUUCUUUAAACCUCCUGCUGCUUUUGUCGCGCUUUGAUGAUGUCAUUUCCUGAAUGUAGGUGGGCGGGGACAGAAUGUGGGUCCAGGUUGUUUGCUGACGCCUGUUAACUGCAUCACAAGUUAUCAUGGUGGAAUCCGACUGCCAAACAGUCUCAGCAGCUGAGAUGGUGUUUUUUAUUUUUAUAAUUCAUAACUCUUAUUUUCUCACGUUGGAGUUUUUCAGUCCAACUACUCACAUCAACUCAAACUAACUCAUGAGACAGCUGCUUGGUCACAUCUCAGAAGGAAAUUGUUAAAGUAACACUGUGCAACUUUUAAACCUCCAAAUCAGCAGCUUGAUUAAAACCAGUUUGAUGUUUCAGUGACUGGGAAUCAGGAGAAAGUUUCCUCCUUCGUUCCCACUCAUCACCCAGUAACGUUGAGUGGGUUCGAUCUCCUGUGAGAAGACCUGACAGAGAACCACAGCUUCAACUGUCAGAUUCAGCUCCAGUGAGUCGAGGAGUGAAGCUGAACUGAUGAUCAGUUAUUAAAAACCUGAGUUCAAAUCCCACUAAUCAGCAGGAAACUGUUAAAAUGUGAAGAAUUCUAAACAGUUUAGUGGAUUUGUUACAGCAGCAGCUCUUCUGGUUCAGGAAGCAGAGGAUCAUGGGUAAUAUCGGUUCAGUGAGUGGGUUUCACGAAACCACAAACAGAAUGAGUCUCCAUGUGCGGCUGCAGGGGGCGCUGCUGCUCAGUUAAAGUUGCAUGGUGUUGCUUGAAGGGUUCGAAGACGUCACACGAGAAAUUGUGAAGGUGUUUUUAUUUUUUUAUAUUUCACAAACUAAACAACUUUAUUAAUCAAUGAAAUAAUCGGAUUAAUUGAUAAUAACCGUUAGUUUCAGCCGUUGAUGAGACGAAGUGAUAACGUCUGAAAGUGCUGAGUCAGCAUCGUGUCCGGCUCUGCCUGGUUCUUCUUCAUCAUCAUCAUCAUCCUCAGUGGCCCUGACAGUGAACGUCUCCUUUUGACUGAUGUGACUCUACAGAGGGGUUUUCAAGUAGAGCAGGGGGAAGAGAGCAGAGGCUGCUGGGUAACUGGGCGCAGUCCUCUUCAGACAGGCCCAGGGUCUGCUGCUCUGCUGGUUGUUGUGCCAUAAGUGGCUUGUUGUGUGUCUAUUUUGUCCAUGUGCCUAAAUGUUCUGGUAGGACUGGAGGACGAGGGGUGUGUGUGGGUGCGAGUGUGUAUUUUGAAACGCUCACUUUGAUGCAGGCUGCGUUCCCAGCUGAGGUCAGAGGUCGUCUGUGGACGCAGCCUCGAACUCUCAGAACCUCGACGCUCCACGAUGAGUCACUGGGAGGUUUCUGAGGACGGUGACUGAG